AUGAAAAACGCCGCAGUCGCCGUCCUGCUUUGCCUAUGCCUCGUGUACGUCAGCUCACAAGAACUGUUCAGCGAGCGGUUCGCCGUGCCUAAGCCUAUUGGAGUUCCCGUUGAAGCAUCGCAGUUGAGUAGGUUAAAUUACAGUCAGAAGAAAAGUCUACAAAACCUACUAUGCUUAUUACCCUGCUAUUUUAGGGAGCAGAGGUUCAGAUGUCUAUGUAACGCCUGGAAAAUAUCCAAGCCGAGUAUACGGGUUAUUCAAACGGUACGUUUGGCUUUUUUAAAACACUAUAGCGUCAUAACUCCUGGCCCCAUCAGUUUACGGUAACCUUUUUUCGUGCGUAAGGGUCCAUGAAGCACAUCACGGAUUUACUUCCACCCAAACUAUCCGUGGGCCAUGGCACGCAAUCCGCUGUUUACGAGUGUAAGACGGUUCAAAGGUUUGCGGCCAAAAGAAGUAAUAGAAAUUAGUUUGCACGCAACUGCCGUUUCGCGAACGUUGUUGUUUACCGGAGGUUUCGGGAAGUCCGCAAGGUGCUUAAGGUCAUGUAGGUGUAAGAUAGGAAAUUAUUAAUGUGAUGACGUUCGAUUUCUUCACUACGCAAUCAAAGAAUGUCGUCUUUUUAAAGCCAUGGCGAUAAUUUAGCAUGCGCUAAAAGUCGGUUCUACCCCAAGACGGAUAUAUUUUGGUGAAAAACACAUGGACCAACAUGGAGGUCCUUUGCUCAUUCUUACACAUCAAUCUAAUUUCGGACCCGACUAAUCCCCCACAGACGGCUCAUAAUUUUUCAUUAAACACUACUUAUCCGGAGCUGGACCCGAGAUUUUGCAAUUACAACACAUGCCGUUUUGAUUGUAUUUUCCAGGAAGACGGCCGUGAAAUAAAUCCCUGGGACUGAUGCAUCAAGUCUUUUGUAUGAAACGGAGAUUAGCGGAGAAAGAGAUAACCUCGGCGACGGCACGCAUUCUACUUACUUUUAGGGUAGCUAAUCGGGGGACCGGAGGGUGGUCUGGUGGGUUCGACCUGCAAAAUUUUAAGGUUAAUACCUGAGAAACGGAUUCACAAAAAAUGGGAAUAAUAUGAAUGGCCACGGUACAGGGAAUAAUAUGAAUGGCCACGGUACAGUAAUAAUGCAUGAGAAAGACGGAAAAUAGCCGUAUGAUACAGUGGGGACCUGAUCUAGUGGCAAAAACGUACCAUUUUUCAUCCGGGAAGUAUCAAAAAUGUGGUAAAAUGCUUCCCUCUUCAAGUAAAAAAACUCCGAUUUCAAAAGCGCGCCCGCUCUUUUUGCGAGGAGGACGCGCCCAUCAAAACGAAGUGUUUUCACUUGGAGAGGGAAGCAUUUUGCCUCAUUUUUGACGCUUCCCGGAUGGGAACGUUUUUUGCCGCUGAAAGGCCGUCACCUAAAAACCUAUUUUUUCUGAUCGACAAAAAACUCUCCUUUGUUCGUAUUUCUAUUCUAAUCUACAUAAAAUUUCAGAGCCGCCGAUCAACCUGCCCCCGAAUUCCAAGUGAAGCGCAUGUACGUUGCGCGGAUCGGCAAACGUCAGGUCUACCGUGCUCGAGUGGGGAAAUAA
Messenger RNA from Bursaphelenchus xylophilus (pine wood nematode), 1577 nucleotides. The record is from the annotation of a GenBank genome assembly. NCBI's taxonomy places the organism in Eukaryota, Metazoa, Nematoda, Chromadorea, Rhabditida, Aphelenchoididae.